Molecule: messenger RNA, 1236 nt
Organism: Colletotrichum higginsianum IMI 349063
Lineage: Eukaryota; Fungi; Ascomycota; Sordariomycetes; Glomerellales; Glomerellaceae
Product: Palmitoyltransferase
Exons: 3
Coding region: 1-1236 (411 amino acids)
Biological process (GO): protein targeting to membrane; peptidyl-L-cysteine S-palmitoylation
Cellular component (GO): endoplasmic reticulum; Golgi apparatus
Molecular function (GO): protein-cysteine S-palmitoyltransferase activity
Source: RefSeq, a predicted model, not a curated record
AUGGGGACCCUCAGGAAUGUGGCACUCCUCGUGCUGGGCAUCUCCUUUACGGUCUUCGUCGCCUUUUUCGGCCGAUUGCCGGCUUUGAGGCACACACCCAUUGCAACAUUGCAUAGGCUUAUGUGGAUUCAUAUCCCUAAUGCCUUCUUGGCUGUAGACAAACUCUUGACGGGAGGGAGGUUCUCAACCUCCAUGAUGCGCUUCGGCAACUACAUGAUGCAUGAUCGACAUCCCACCGUCGUUAUAUUCUUCCUUCUCAUUCUCUCCGUAUCGGAAUAUUUGUACCUACCCGGCGCCUGGCCCCAGCUUCCCCUCUUCCACAAGAUCACAGGCUCUGUCGCCAUCUUUCUACCCUACCUCUUUCUCUACCUGUCCGUCAUGGCUGACCCGGGCUACAUCACGUCUGAGAACCACGCAUACUACAUGUCCCUUUACCCAUACGACUACUCCAUCUUCUUCCCCGGCCAAAUAUGUAGCACCUGCAAUCUCAUCAAGCCGCCUCGCUCUAAGCACUGCAGCAUCUGCAAGCGCUGCGUCGCCAAGCUUGAUCACCACUGCAUCUUCAUCAACGGCUGCGUCGGCUACCGAAACCAGCACUAUUUCGUCCUGCUCUUGCUAUCCACGGCCCUACUCACCUCCUACGGCGCUCUGCUUGGCUUCAGCCUGCUGUCUGGUAAAGUCGGCUCGCAGUACCCGGCAUGGUCGAUUUGGCCGCCCAAGGGCAUGGAGGUCAAGGAGUAUCUGCUCGUCUGGAGCUGGGCUCUGCAGGACAAUGUCGGCAUGGGCGCGGUUACCCUACUCGCGGCCAUGACGUCCCCCUUGGUCUGGGGACUACUGAGCUACACAGUCUGGCUAAUCUACUGCGGCACCACAACCAACGAGUCUUUAAAGUGGUCAGACUGGAAGGCAGAAAUGGACGACGGUUGCGCUUUCAAGCGCAACAUGCCUACGAAUCGUAUAAAGGAUACUCGUUUCGAGCCAGAGCGGACACGCUGGCCCCUAGAUGCCCAGCAGGUAUUGGCAAGGACCGAUGAUGGGAUGCCUCCUCCGGAUCACGGGCCGGGCGAGGGUGAGUGGGAGCGGGUAUGGAACCUCAAGGAUGUCGAAAACUUGUACGAUCUGGGCCUAUGGGAUAAUAUGGCGGACAUCUUUGUCUCUGACUACGACUUCAACGUCAGGCGCGACCAGCCGUCUGUGGAGGACCCCUGGCGCCAGAGGCAUACAUCUAAAUCCUGA